Messenger RNA from Macadamia integrifolia, 1302 nucleotides. RefSeq names its product PHD finger protein ING1-like. The record is from RefSeq and is a predicted model, not a curated record. Lineage: Eukaryota; Viridiplantae; Streptophyta; Magnoliopsida; Proteales; Proteaceae. The transcript has 8 exons. The coding region runs from base 309 to 938 and encodes 209 amino acids. Gene Ontology annotation, cellular component: nucleus.
AUUUAGCUAAUCAGGUGCGUCACCCGUGGGUGCGGUUAUCCACUCCACCCUCUUCCAGAGAAAACGCCGAAUCUAGGGUUCGGAAAAUUUGUGGCGGGAAGACAGAACUUAUCAGCAAAUCGUAUUUUUUGGUGAAGAACGCUGCAACAUUUCACUCGUACUUGCUCUUGCAAGCGAGGAUCAAACCCUAUCUUUCCUUCCAAUGUCAUUCCUUGAAGAUUUCCGAGCCAGCCUUUUUGAUACAGUAAACUGUUAUUUGUUCAGGCCUAGAAUCGUUGCCUACUAUAUUGCAGAGAAAAUAUUCAUUGAUGCGUGAUUUGGAUAAAAGUUUGCAAGAAAGCCAGCACCAAAAUGAAUUACAUUGUGAACAAGAAAUAGAGGACAUUAAAAGAGGAGUUCAGUCUGGAAAUAUAGCACCGGAUACUUCACUUAUUAGAUUCUCAGAUGAUGCCCUUGACGAGCAAAAGCACUGCAUCAGGAUUGCUGAUGAAAAGGUUGCACUUGCAACCCAAGCCUAUGACUUGGUGGAUGCACAUGUUCAGCAACUUGAUCAAUACAUGAAGAGACUUGAUGAAGAGCUCAGAAGAGAAAAAGAUCUUGCUAGUGCUGGCGCAGUGGCUGCUCUGAAUCCUGGCACUAAUGUUAAAUCUGGAAGAGGAAGUGAAAGUAGCAAAGGAGGCCGUAAGAAAACACGCUCAGCUGCAGCGGUAGCAGCAGCAGGAAAUGCACCAAGCAUGGAUUUAGACUUGCCAGUAGAUCCAAAUGAACCAACAUACUGUUACUGCAACCAAAUCUUCUUUGGGGAGAUGAUUGCAUGUGAUAACCCAGAUUGCAAGAUAGAAUGGUUCCAUUAUGGCUGUGUAGGACUAAAAGAACCCCCCAAAGGGAAGUGGUAUUGCCCUGACUGUGCCAGUAUUAAGCGUCGGAAAGGCAAAUGAAUGGCAGAAUUUGUUCCAAGUUUGCUGUGGAUAUUGGAGGUCGUCAACUUAACCGGAGCAUGAUAGAGACUGACAAGCAGGGUUCUCACCACUAACUACUUGUAAAUUCUUAACUGUGACCGAUACUUAUGGCCGGCCAGCAGGAGUGUAAUACAGAAACUGAGUGGUUUUUGUUUCCUGCUUAGCUUUGUAUUAAAUUCAAUGGCCAAUGAUGAAUGAGUUGGGGUCCAAUCAUAUUGGUUGUGGUUAAUAUGAUUUUCUUGAUGGCUCUCAAUACUAUCCAGAAUCGGGGAAUUACCAAGAUAGAAGGUUGCAUGUCAAAUCUGAUGGCUUUAUGUAUAUGGAUUUUCCUAUGUGUUAAGCA